AUGGCACCUAAACCAUUCCCUUUCCCUAUUAGCAUUGGGAUCGAUGUGUGUCGAGUCAACCGCAUCGCAGCUAUUCUACGUCACGAGCAGACGCGAAAUCGUUGGGCUCGAAAGAUCUUUACCCGUCUGGAGUGGCCAGCUCUAUGCAGAAGAUUGCAGCGCGUUGAGAAAGCGAUAGGAGAGCCAGUUGGACAAGCUGAUGCAGCGAUUGAUCCAAAGCUGGACAACGAGAAUCAGGCGAUCGACAGUAAUUACGACAACGCCAUUUGGAUGCUGCCCCGAUUAUCUGGAUAUUCAUCGACUUUUGAGGACGAACAUUCGUAUUGGUCGGCUAUUGCCGAUGAGAGGUCUGCUCUGGGAGGCUUGGCGCGCCAUCUUGCUGGAAGGUGGGCGGCAAAAGAAGCGGCGAUCAAAGCCCAUCGUCAUCGUCAGCUUUACAUGCAGAACAUUUCAAUCGUAAGACCAAUUCUACCGCCUGGCUCAUUUUCCGGUGCAAGUACGAGUACGGUUACGGAUGGAGCUCAGAAGUUGAUCGCGCUCAUCGACCCUCCCAGUGAUAAUAUUGAAAUGAUUAGGCGUGUAGCGACAUUACGAGGGUUGAGAGGCUUUGGUCUUCAAAAUCAUGGGCUUCACAAAGGGUCUUUGAUGAGCAAAGUCGAGCUUCACAAGGAUGUGCAGGAUUCAAAGGAUGGAAAGGUGCACAGAGGGGUGCAUUACUACAGGCGAUCUCGAGUCAAAGAGUCUGAUAGGCAAGUCGCCGAGAUUAACAUCAGUCAUGACGGCGAUUAUGCUGUCGCAAUGUGCAUGGCUUUCGAUCCACCAGGGACAACGAUCCGCGAGAAGACCAUUGUUGACCAGGGAGAGGGACUUCCCCUGCAUGAGCCGCAAUGGGGUGAUGAAGGAUGGGUUGAUUUGGUCAAACCAGGACUUGAAGGGGGCUCAUUUGGACUGAAGAAGGAACCGGCGUCGGACAUGCCAUUAGGUAAUCUGUUGGAUGAGCUUGAAUCACCACCAGAUCCAGACGCGUUCAAGAAGACAUUCAAAGAAGUCUUCGAGAACACCAACGUCCCUCCUCUACUAUGA
Messenger RNA from Letharia columbiana, 1083 nucleotides. RefSeq lists its product as uncharacterized. Bases 1 to 1083 code for a protein of 360 amino acids. NCBI's taxonomy places the organism in Eukaryota, Fungi, Ascomycota, Lecanoromycetes, Lecanorales, Parmeliaceae. Gene Ontology annotation, molecular function: holo-[acyl-carrier-protein] synthase activity; magnesium ion binding. The record is from RefSeq and is a predicted model, not a curated record. The transcript has 2 exons.